AAAAAAACAGGGAACACGAAAAACAGAGAAGAAAAGAAACGGCUUUGUGCUGAAGAGGCAGAAACGACCCUUUUACUCCGGCUUUUUGUAGCUCUCUCAGACAACGCAGAGGCAGAAAACGCCGUAAGAGAAAGAGAAGAAGAAGAAUGGGUUGGAUCGGCGAGACAGUGGACUCCGUCAAAUCCCUGCAGAUCCGGCAGGUCCUCACCCAGGCCGUCAGUCUCGGUAUGAUUGUUACAUCUGCACUUAUAAUAUGGAAGGCAUUGAUGUGCGCUACCGGCAGUGAAUCUCCUGUUGUUGUUGUUUUGUCUGGAAGUAUGGAACCGGGCUUCAGGAGGGGGGACAUUUUGUUCUUGCACAUGAGUAAAGAACCCAUUCGUGCUGGAGAAAUUGUUGUCUUUAAUGUUGACGGCCGUGAGAUUCCAAUCGUCCAUCGCGUCAUUAAGGUUCAUGAAAGAGAAGAUACUGGAGAAGUUGAUGUCCUCACAAAAGGAGAUAACAAUUAUGGGGAUGACAGACUUCUGUAUGCUCAGGGUCAGUUGUGGCUCCAACGGCACCAUAUUAUGGGUAGAGCUGUGGGGUUCUUACCCUAUGUUGGCUGGGUGACAAUUAUCAUGACUGAAAAGCCAAUUAUUAAGUAUAUUCUCAUUGGCGCGUUGGGGUUGCUUGUUAUAACUUCAAAGGACUAACCCGAAGCAAAUUCUGGGCCUGAAGGAAUUGUUUGCCAUUGCCAGCGCCCAGCGGCUGUCAUCCUCGCUGUGAAGCUACUACAUUUUUCAUUGUAAACAACAUUAGUUUAUAUGAUAAAUUAUAGCAAAAAUAGUUGGUUAAUGUUUGAACUUUA
Rosa rugosa (rugosa rose) is the source of this 844-nucleotide messenger RNA. RefSeq lists its product as uncharacterized. Gene Ontology annotation, cellular component: membrane; signal peptidase complex. The record is from RefSeq and is a predicted model, not a curated record. Lineage: Eukaryota; Viridiplantae; Streptophyta; Magnoliopsida; Rosales; Rosaceae. Bases 147 to 689 code for a protein of 180 amino acids. Gene Ontology annotation, molecular function: serine-type endopeptidase activity. The transcript has 8 exons.